GAAUCUAUGCAUCGUGACAGGCGCCACUUCUUUCCUUCCUACAGGGGCCGCUCUAUGAAAACCGGUGCAGCAUAUCUGAUGUAUCAUACGAAGCACGACCGCGGCUGGGCUUCCUUUGGCAUGCUGGAAGAGAUGGCCAAACUCACUGACUCGGGUCUCGGUAGAGCGGCGAACUUGGCUGAUACAGCAUCUGCAAUGAUGAUGGAUCUUCGCUACGCCGACUGUUGAUGAUGGUCCUUUCAGAGUUGUAUAUCUAUCACCCCGAACAUUGACGAUACAGGUGGCCCCUCGCUCACAUCCGGAUCGGUCACUGCAUGCAAUCAGCUAGGCAACAAUGUCGAGUUCGUGGGCACCCAACGAAACGGACUUCGAGAUCUAUAAUGAGAAGAUACAGCUACAGGCGAUGAUCCUGGAGAACAUACCCUACGGCGUUGAGCUUACGCUCUUCGUCAUGUGCUUCGUCACCUUGCUCGAGAACAGCGAUCGGUUCAAUCUGAGGCGACAAAUCUUUCUUCUCGCGUUCAUGACCAUUGUUUUCGGAUUAGGGACGGUCUACAUGAUUACCAAUUCUCUGACCGCUCAGCAAGCCUUCAUCGAAUACCGAAACUACCCGGGAGGGCCUGCGGCGUACCUAAACGCCAUGUUCGCUAACACUGUCGGGUUGACGAACAGUGCGUCUUGGGUAGUAAGCAACUGGCUCCUCGACAUGUUCUUGGUUUGGCGAUUCCUCGUCAUCUACAGUGACUUUAACCGGUCAUGGAUGCGGAUUCUGUUAUGGUUUCCCGGCCUCAUGGUCUGUACGUCCAUUGGCAUGUCCAUUGACGUCCUCAAGAGCAUUUCCCAAGCCGACGGCUCAUCGAACUCCACACCAUUCGUAGUCGCGAACAUCACACUCUCGUUCUACGUCAUCUCGCUUGCGGCGAACAUCAUUGUGACGAUUUUGAUUGCGGGUCGUCUGCUCGUCUAUCGACACCGUGUACAGAGCGUUCUUGGGGCACACCACGCAAAAGGCUAUGCCAACAUUGCGACCAUCCUCGUGGAAUCAGCGGUGCUCUACUCUGCCUUCGCGUUCACCUUCCUCAUCGUGUUCGGGAUGAACAAUCCCCUCGCCUACAUUUUUAUCAAUUACGUGAACUCCAUUCAGGCGAUCUGUUCCUUCCUCAUCAUAUUCCGUGUUGCGACGGGGAAAGCUUGGGCCGAAGACACCACCUCGCGGCUCAUGGAAAGUACGCACGGCAACGUAGUCAAGCUCCAGCCCGCCACGAGCAUUCAUUUUGCACGGGAUACAUCUACGGGCAUGACGGACUCUAUGCCAACUUCGAGGAAGGAGAUGGGUAUUAUCAUCUCGGAGGAAGUCGGGCAAAACAAAACAGAUGACUACAGUGCAUAGUAGCAGCCGAAGUCUAUCACGAGCGUGUAGCCGGUCUUUGUCGAUGGCAGUGUCACAGGGUGUAUUAACUAUUGGAAGGCUUAUAAUAUGUUUUCCUGCUGGCAGAGAUACUGCGGA
Messenger RNA from Rhodofomes roseus, 1507 nucleotides. RefSeq lists its product as uncharacterized. Bases 335 to 1390 code for a protein of 351 amino acids. The record is from RefSeq and is a predicted model, not a curated record. The transcript has 5 exons. Lineage: Eukaryota; Fungi; Basidiomycota; Agaricomycetes; Polyporales; Fomitopsidaceae.